This is a messenger RNA of Aspergillus pseudonomiae, 1056 nucleotides long. RefSeq names its product enoyl-CoA hydratase/isomerase family protein. NCBI's taxonomy places the organism in Eukaryota, Fungi, Ascomycota, Eurotiomycetes, Eurotiales, Aspergillaceae. The record is from RefSeq and is a predicted model, not a curated record. Gene Ontology annotation, cellular component: peroxisome. The transcript is spliced from 2 exons. The coding region runs from base 128 to 946 and encodes 272 amino acids. Gene Ontology annotation, biological process: fatty acid beta-oxidation. Gene Ontology annotation, molecular function: delta(3)-delta(2)-enoyl-CoA isomerase activity; enoyl-CoA hydratase activity.
UGGAAGACAUCGGCUAUUCUUUGGGGGAAAAGUGUUUCAACAAGAAAUAUCCUAGAAUCUACAUGUUGUAUAUAACUUUUUCAAAGUCAAUCUGUUUCAAGUACAUAUUCAGUGAUAUACAGCGACCAUGACGACCCUUUUUACCGUUCCAAUUUCGUCUACCGGCGGCAGCUUCGUCUGCUCCAACCCCACAACCUCAGAGAAGGAGAAGAACAUUUACCUACUCACCUUCACAUCGCCGAAGGAUAACAGACUCACCCCGACAUUUAUAGAGGCCUUCAUACUUGCAUUGGAUAUUAUCGAGCACAGAUACCCCAAAGGCGUGGUGAUUACCACCAGUGGCAUUCCCAAGUUUUAUAGCAAUGGGCUAGAUCUCGAGCUUGCUCUCAGCACGGAGGGCUUCUUGGAUAAGUGGUUGUGGAAGCUGUUCCGCCGAUUCCUGACAUAUCCCAUGCCUACCAUCUGCCUGUUGAAUGGACACGCUUUUGCCGGCGGUCUCAUGCUGGCCAUGUAUCAUGACUAUCGGAUCCAGAACCCCUCCAAGGGUCUUCUGUGCAUCAACGAGUUGGAAUUUGGAGUCCCCCUCCAAUCACCCAUGAUGAGCAUAUUCCGGGAGAAAUUGACACCCUCGUCUUUCCGGAACCUUAUCCUCGAAGCCAAGCGGUUCGGAGGUCCCGACUCCGUCAACGCCGGUCUUGUAGAUGGUCUGGGCGGCCUGGAAGAGGUUUUGACGCUUAUCCGGGAGCGAGGACUACAGAAGAAAGCGGCCACUGGCAUCUAUGGGACCAUGAAAGAGGAAAUGUACCGCCACUCACUGGAUAUCCUGGAUGGUCAUGCUGCCAAUCUGGAAUGGAGGGAGCAGUUGGAGGACAAGAAGGAUCAGGCGCAAAGGGAUGGUCUGAAAGCUGUUGAGGCAUUUGAGAAGCAGAGGAGUGCGAAGCUUUGAAUCUGCGAAACUGAGAACCAUCAGAUAGAGGGUGAUGUCGGUAUAUAGCUUAUUGUAUUUACGUUCAUAGCUUCACCGAUGUUAGAAUUUAAUUGUAUACAAUUCUCCCA